ACACAAAUCCAAUACUCCUAGCUACAAGCUGUUAUGCUCUCAUCCAUUGCAGAGAGAAGGAUGUCUUCUUCUUCUCUUCUAGUUGCCUUAGCCAUCUGCUUGGCUUUGCUUUCCCCAGGAUCCCGAGCUCAACUGAGCUCCUCCUUCUACAAUUCCACAUGCUCCAAUGUGUCAGCCAUUGUGCGUAGCGUAAUUCAGCAGGCCCAAAGCUCUGAUGUUCGGAUCACCGCAAGCCUCACUCGACUCUUCUUCCAUGAUUGUUUUGUCGAUGGAUGCGAUGGGUCUGUUUUGCUGGACAGCAGCUCUACGAUAGUGAGUGAGAAGGGUGCAGUUCCGAACAACAACUCAGCUCGGGGUUUUGAUGUGGUUGACAACAUCAAGACUGCAGUAGAGAAUGCUUGCCCAGGAGUAGUUUCAUGCGCUGAUAUCCUUGCCCUUGCUGCCGAAGCUUCAGUUAACUUAGCAGGAGGUCCCUCAUGGUCUGCGUUACUCGGAAGAAGGGAUGGAACCACUGCGAACAUAACCGGCGCCAACAACCUCCCAAGCCCCUUUGAUAGCUUAACUACCCUCCAAUCCAAAUUCUCUGCCGUCGGCCUCGGCGACACCGAUCUCGUCGCCUUAUCAGGAGCCCACACCUUUGGGAGAGCACAAUGCAGAUUCUUCAGCAACCGGCUCUAUAACUUCAGCGGCACCGGCAAUCCGGACCCGAGCUUGAACUCUUCUUACCUGACCACACUGCAGCAGAACUGCCCUCAGGGAGGGGAUGGAACCACACUCAACAAUCUCGACCCCAGCACCCCAAACACCUUCGACAGCAACUACUUCACCAACCUUCAGAACAACCGUGGGCUUCUGCAAUCGGAUCAAGAACUCCUCUCAACAAGCGGAGCUUCCACCGCUUCGAUCGUCAACAGCUUUGCGAGCAGCCAGAGCACCUUCUUCCAGAACUUUGUGCAGUCGAUGAUAAACAUGGGGAACAUUAGUCCACUUACUGGGAGCAGUGGGCAGAUAAGGAGCAACUGCAGGAAGGUCAAUGGGAGUUGAGGGUUCUUGAGUUGGAGUUGGAGGAGGAGGAGGAUGGUUCUGAAACAAAGGAGAGCUGUGAGCAGUGUUAGUUAGAAUAUGAAUAAAGUCCAACGGAAGUUGUAGUAAGAAGUUGUUCUGUUAUGUGAGCCAAGUGCUCAAGUUAUAUCAAGUGAAACAAGUAAAAUGCUUGCAUAUUGUGGAAAUCAA
This is a messenger RNA of Phoenix dactylifera (date palm), 1233 nucleotides long. RefSeq names its product peroxidase 15. Gene Ontology annotation, biological process: response to oxidative stress; hydrogen peroxide catabolic process. The record is from RefSeq and is a predicted model, not a curated record. Gene Ontology annotation, molecular function: heme binding; peroxidase activity. Lineage: Eukaryota; Viridiplantae; Streptophyta; Magnoliopsida; Arecales; Arecaceae.